Messenger RNA from Cyclopterus lumpus (lumpfish), 3156 nucleotides. It is a transcript of the gene piwil2, whose product is annotated as piwi-like RNA-mediated gene silencing 2. The transcript is spliced from 23 exons. NCBI's taxonomy places the organism in Eukaryota, Metazoa, Chordata, Actinopteri, Perciformes, Cyclopteridae. Gene Ontology annotation, molecular function: piRNA binding; protein binding. Gene Ontology annotation, cellular component: P granule. Bases 1 to 3156 code for a protein of 1051 amino acids. The record is from RefSeq and is a predicted model, not a curated record. Gene Ontology annotation, biological process: regulatory ncRNA-mediated gene silencing.
AUGGAUCCAAAGAAGCCUCUCACGCUUACUAUGACGGGCAUUCCUUCCCUGGGCCGGGGAGGGGGACUACAGCCUCAGGAGCCGGCUGUAGGACGUAGCAGAGGGCUGCUGCUCUCUGCAGAAGGGCCUGGGAUAGGACGAGCCAGAGGUUUCCCCACUUUUAGCGAUACACCACAUGGACGAGGAUUAACUCUACCGAUUACUGACCCUGUGGUUGGCCGAGCCAGAGGGCUGCUCUUCCAAGCAGGUGAUUCAAAGGUAGGGGUGGCAAGAGGUGCAAUCCUGCCUAGUCUGGGGCCGCAGCACGGACAGACUCCACAUGAAACUACGAAGCAAGACCUUACAGAUGGGACCUCUGCUUUGACAAGAAAAGAGGUUGACAUACCUACCCUUGGUCCAAGAUCAGCACUGGUCUCAAUGUUUAGAGGAAUGGGCAUUGAGCCCUCAAUGACCUCAUGGGGAAGAGGAACAGCACCAGUGGGAAGAGGAGCAACUGGAGAUUUGGGUGAUGUGAAGCUGCAGCGUGUCCUAGUAGGUGUCAUCAGUAGCCCAGAAAGCAUCGGCCAACUUGAAGAGGUGAUGGGCAGAGGCAAUAGUUUCCAUGGCCGAGGUUUGUCCCCUCAGACGUUGGUGGGUCUUGGAAGAGCAGCAAUGCCUCACCUUGGGGUUGGAAGAGGACGCGCUCUUGCUACUUUUCUUCCAGGUCGUGUCGAGUCUGUUUCUCCAGCCUCUGAGCAACAAGCAGCCCAAUACACUCAAACUUCCCUUACAGGGACAACGGCCCCGGUGCCCACCACUGAAGAGGUUGUGCUUUCUGCUGUUGCACCAGCAAAGAUGGAGCUGAAAAUGGAGGAAGUCCGUGAGCCACCUAAUGAUAAGGCUGGAACAAAAGGAACGCCUGUAACUAUUGGCUCAAAUCACAUCCUGAUUCGAUGUAGGAAUGAAGCGGUUUAUCAGUACCAUGUUACAUUCACUCCAAAUGUUGAGUCGAUGGGAAUGCGUUUUGCCAUGAUGAAAGAUCACCGCUCGGCCACAGGAGAAGUAGUAGCUUUUGAUGGCUCCAUACUCUUCCUGCCUGUUAAACUGAAUGACGUGGUUGUUCUAAAGAGUUUGAGACGAACCGAUAAUGAGGAAAUUACAAUAAGAAUCCAGAUGACGAAGAUUUUGCCACCCAACUCGGAUCUAUGCAUCCCAUUCUACAAUGUGGUGCUCAGGAGGGUAAUGAAAAUCAUCGGGCUGAAGCUGGUGGGUCGAAAUCAUUACGAUCCAGAAAGUGCAGUCAUUCUUGGAAAACAUCGGCUGCAAGUGUGGCCGGGUUAUUCAACCGGUAUCAAGCGCACAGAUGGAGGCCUGUACCUGAAUGUGGAUGUGUCUCACAAAGUCCUGCGAAAUGACUCGGUGCUGAAUGUCAUGAACACGUUGUACCAACAAAGCAAAGAGAACUUCCGAGACGAAUGCACCAAAGAGCUCAUCGGCAACAUCAUCAUCACCCGCUACAACAACUGCACCUACCGCAUUGAUGCCAUUGAAUGGGACAAAUCGCCCAAAGACGCCUUCACUUUGAUGGAUGGCACAAAAACCACCUUUGUAGAAUACUACAGCAAGAACUAUGGGAUUGCGAUCAAGGAGAUGGACCAACCGUUGCUCAUGCAUCACCCGAAGGAGAGGUCCAAGCCAGGAGGGAAGCAAAUCAUUACUGGAGAGAUCCUUCUAGUACCAGAGCUUUCUUUCAUGACGGGAAUCCCAGAAAAAAUGAGGAAGGACUUCAGAUCUAUGAAGGACCUGAACAUGCACAUCAAUGUGAACGGUGAGCAGUACACACACUCAUUAAAACAGCUUCUAAAGAACAUCAGCACCAAUCCUGAGAGUACGAAGGAGCUCAGCCGAUGGGGACUGGACAUUGCCUCAGAAAUCAUGGUGACUACAGGUAGAAUUCUUCCACUUGAAACCAUCUGUCUGCAGUCUUCAUCCUUUACCACCGGUGCUGAUGUGUCCUGGUCCAGAGAGGUUGCUAGGGAUGCUUCCAUCAGCUCUAUCCCAUUGAAGAUCUGGGCCAUUUUCUAUCCUCGUCGCUGUGCAGAGCAGGCUGAAGAGCUGGUCUCCACCUUUAACAAGGUGGCCGGGCCUCUUGGUAUGCGUCUGGAGCGACCCAUUCGUGUGGAACUGAGGGAUGAUCGCACUGAGGCAUACGUCAAGAGCAUCCACUCUCAGCUCACCAAUGAGCCCAAUAUGCAGCUCGUAGUGUGCAUCAUGGUCGGCAACAGAGACGAUCUCUACAGUGCCAUCAAGAAGCUUUGCUGUGUCAAAAGUCCCAUCCCAUCCCAGGCCAUCAAUGUCCGGACAAUUUCCCAGCCACUGAAGCUGAAGAGUGUCACCCAAAAGAUACUCCUGCAGAUGAACUGCAAGUUAGGAGGGGAACUGUGGACCGUCAAUGUCCCUCUGAAACACCUGAUGGUGGUGGGAGUUGAUGUACAUCAUGACACCAGCAAGGUGCGCCAAUCAGUCAUGGGCUUUGUCGCGAGUGUGAACAGCUCACUGACUCGCUGGUACUCCAGAGUAACUUUCCAGACACCAACUGAGGAACUGAUCUUUGGCUUCAGAGUUUGCUUACUGGCUGCACUGCAGAAGUACUACGAGGUGAACCACAAUCUGCCAGAGAAGAUUGUGGUGUAUCGGGAUGGAGUGUCAGAUGGUCAGCUGAAGAUGGUGGAGCAGUACGAGAUCCCACAGUUGAUCAAAUGCUUCAAGACUUUCCCCAGCUACGAGCCCAAGCUGGUCUUCAUUGUGGUCCAAAAGCGCAUCAACACCACCCUCUACUCCUGCAAUGGAAACCAUAUUGGUACACCACCGCCUGGAACGGUUCUGGAUCACACCCUCACUCAGAAAGACUGGGUGGACUUCUUUCUGUUGGCACAUACCAGUCGUCAGGGCUCUGGACUUCCAACACACUACGUGUCUUUGUACAACACGGCAAAUCUCACACCAGACCAUUUGCAAAGGCUGACUUACAAGAUGUGCCAUAUGUACUGGAACUGGCCGGGCACCAUUCGUGUUCCAGCACCAUGCAAGUAUGCCCACAAACUGGCCUACCUGUCUGGCCAGUAUCUGCACUCAGAGCCAGCCAUCCAGCUAUCAGACAAGCUCUACUUCCUUUGA